Molecule: messenger RNA, 790 nt
Organism: Cryptomeria japonica (Japanese cedar)
Lineage: Eukaryota; Viridiplantae; Streptophyta; Pinopsida; Cupressales; Cupressaceae
Product: large ribosomal subunit protein eL24
Exons: 5
Coding region: 165-653 (162 amino acids)
Biological process (GO): cytoplasmic translation
Cellular component (GO): cytosolic large ribosomal subunit
Molecular function (GO): mRNA binding; structural constituent of ribosome
Source: RefSeq, a predicted model, not a curated record
AAGUCCGGCGCCUUCGGACUGCUAUAGAAAGAUACCCAUGCAUGUAACCUAGUUAUGUACAAUAAAAUAAACAAAAUUUAAGUCUUUGUCGAGGGCUGUGAUUUUGUUCGGAGCAGAGGAGGAAGCCGAUUCAGGAGCAGCGGAGGGAAAUUUAAUCCGGCGCCAUGGUGCUCAAGACAGAAAUUUGCCGCUUCAGCGGUUCUAAGAUUUACCCUGGCAAGGGUAUCAGGUUUGUCCGUUCAGAUUCACAGGUUUUCCUGUUUCUGAAUUCCAAGUGUAAGAGGUACUUCCAUAACCGUCUGAAGCCAUCCAAAUUGACAUGGACUGCAAUGUAUCGAAAGCAGCAUAAGAAGGAUAUUAAUGCUGAGCAAGUCAAAAAGACAAGACGCAAGACGAGCAAGCCUUAUUCAAGGUCCAUUGUUGGUGCUUCGUUGGAAGUUAUCCAAAAGAAAAGAUCUGAGAAAACAGAAGUUAGAGCUGCUGCCCGCGAGGCUGCCUUGAGAGAAAUUAAAGAAAGAAUAAAGAAGAAUAAAGAUGAGAAGAAAGCAAAGAAAGCAGAGACUGUCUCAAAGUCUCAGAAGACACAAACCAAGCUGCCUAAGGCUGCAAUGCCUAAAGGUCCUAAGCUUGGUGGUGGAGGUGGAAAGCGAUGAAGAGAAAGUUGUCAUUUCUAGUUUUUUCUUGGAGUAGUAAUUGUAGCCGCUGUAGUGUUGUUAGUAAUUUUAAAUGAUUUUGAGAAUUUAUUUUGGAAAUCUACUUCUUUGUGAUUUAUCAAGUUCAAAUUUUGACA